UUCAACGACUCCGCGGAAGCGGGCCUGAGGAAAGAUGCUAAGGUCAACACCUGGUAUCGACCCAAAUUAGAACACACCCUUGCUAGCCCUCCAAUGUCAAAGGAAGAAUUACAGGAUCUGGGAUUUGAUGCAUACGCCAUCGACCAAAUCGAUUGUCCAGACGGACUUCUGUGGUAUCUGAGGCGUGAGGUGAACAUGCAUCGCACGGCCGUUGGUCUUGACGGAUCGAAAGUGGACGUGGCUCGUGCGAUGGAGGCUGUCUCACGUUUUGGGCCUCGGGGAGAAGGUGGAGGCGCAACAUUCAUAGCCGGAAACGUGAUCAACACGGUACAACGGUCUCGCUACGGUAGACGUGUUGCGCAGAACAUGACCCGUGACCUCCGCCCUGCACGCAAUCUUGUCACGAGCGCAGUUGAUCCUGAGGUGAAACGCGAACUGGAUCGAGUUAUUCAAGAGGCGAGGCAGGCCCUUGAGGUCAUUAACGAAGGUGCGAAUGAACUUGCCGCGGAAGAGCGGACCAUAAGAGAAGCGGAAUCUGUCUACAAGAAGAAAUUUGACGAACUUGACAAGAGGAAAAAGAAGGUCAUUGAGACGAAGAAGCACUUGGGAUCCUUGGCUGGCAAAAUUGAGGUGUGCAAGGCCAAGCUUGUGGAGUUGGAAAAUGCUCCACCUGUGGAUGAUGAACGAGCUCGCCUGAAGCAGGGGUUGCUUGAUAUUUCUCAGAAGCGUGUGAAGGUCGCAAAGGAUUAUACGCAACUUAUUCGGUCUUUGAUCGUUGACCAAAUUGCUGCCACUCGCAGUGGGAUUGAGUUCCUACAGGUUGGCGCAAAUAGGAAUGCACUCGAAGCCCUUUGCCAAGAGAAAGAUGAACGCUAUCAAAGAGCCCUCGCAGAAUUCGACGAAGCUGAUAAAAUUUUUCUUGCGGCAAAGGAGGAUGCGAAAAGCAAGCGGGACAUCAGCGUGGCACUUGUUCGCCAAAUGGACAGAGAGUUCCAAGAGCAGUUCGAAAAGAUGGAACUCGAUGGGUCUGUGCACGAAAGAACGGUAGACCAGCUGCGGGCCGAGCUUGAAACUCAGAGAGCCAACCUUGACUUGAUCAUGAUAACGAAUCCAGGCGUCAUUAACCAGUACGAACGCAGAAAGGCUGAGAUUGGAGAUCUUAGUACGAAGAUAGAAGAUAAAGAGAAAAAAUGUAUAAAGCUCGAGCGUGACAUCAAGUUUGCUAGGGAUAACUGGCAGCCUGCGCUAGAGAGGCUGGUUGCAAGCAUUGGAAGGAAAUUUUCCACAGCAUUUGAUCGAAUUGGCUGUGCGGGAGAAAUUAGCAUUAGCCCUCACGACGAUUACGAGAAGUGGGCCAUUGACAUUCUCGUCAAGUUCCGCGACAAGGAGAAGCUUACAUUGCUGACUGGUCAGCGGCAAUCUGGGGGAGAGCGAUCACUGACUACUAUCUUGUACCUGAUGAGCUUAACAGAAGAAGCACGUACCCCGUUCUCCCUCGUGGAUGAGAUUAAUCAGGGCAUGGAUCAACGGGCUGAACGCGCUGUCCAUAACUCGAUGGUCGAAGUGACCUGUAAACCUGACAGUUGUCAAUACUUCCUGAUUACCCCCAAGCUGCUUCCCGACCUCAUGUAUUAUGAGCGAAUGAAGAUUUUAUGCGUCAACAAUGGCGAAUGGCUUCCCGAGGCGAAGGGUAUUGGUAAUAUGAUGAAUAUGAUUGAUACGUUCGUCCAGAUGAGGGAUCGAUCAUCAAGAGCAGGGUAACCUCCUGGUCCCACCCUACCCUGCGAAGUCUUUCGCUAAACUAGCACAUUCCAACGGUAUGUUACGCCAUGACAAAGCAUGUUUCCAGUGA
Molecule: messenger RNA, 1852 nt
Organism: Pisolithus orientalis
Lineage: Eukaryota; Fungi; Basidiomycota; Agaricomycetes; Boletales; Pisolithaceae
Exons: 14
Coding region: 94-1761 (555 amino acids)
Biological process (GO): double-strand break repair via homologous recombination
Cellular component (GO): Smc5-Smc6 complex
Molecular function (GO): ATP binding; ATP hydrolysis activity
Source: RefSeq, a predicted model, not a curated record